Molecule: messenger RNA, 1169 nt
Organism: Triticum aestivum (bread wheat)
Lineage: Eukaryota; Viridiplantae; Streptophyta; Magnoliopsida; Poales; Poaceae
Product: probable 2-oxoglutarate-dependent dioxygenase AOP1
Exons: 3
Coding region: 9-980 (323 amino acids)
Source: RefSeq, a predicted model, not a curated record
CCAAACCCAUGGGUUCAGAGCAGCAGCUGAUGGAGACCGCCAAGGUCGACCUCCGCGGACUGGAGCCUGGCGGGCCAGGCUGGGGGGAAGCUCGGGACGCGGUGACCGCGUCCAUGCUGGCGCACGGCUUCGUCGUCGUCGCGCACGGCGCGCUCGGCCCGGAGCUCCGGCAGGCGCUGUUCGGCCGCGCCAUGCCGGAGAUCUUCGCGCUCCCGGUGGAGGCCAAGCAGCGGAACGUCUCCGCCGUGGGGCCGUUCACGGGAUACAUCUCGAACAUCCCCGGCAUGAACUGGGAGAGCCUGUGCCUCUCCGACGUCACCGACGCCGACCGCGUCCGUGACUUCGCCGACCUCCUCUGGCCGCAGGCGAACCCUGCCUUCUGCGACACAGUUGUGUCGGCAGCCAAGAACGUGUUUGAACUCCAGCGGACGGUGGAGAAGAUGGUCCUGGAGGGCCUCGGCGUCCAGGAGGAGCGCAUCGACGCGCACUUCGCCGCGCUGGCCCACUCCGCCCGGCUGUCGCGCUACGGCGUCCCGCCCGAUUCGGAGACCUGCAUGUCCCUGCAGGCGCACUGCGACGACAGCGUGACCACCACGAUCGUGCAGCACGGGGUGGAAGGCCUGGAGGUGCAGGCCAAGGACGGGAGCUGGCUCGCCGUGCCGCCUGAUCCGGCAACGUUCACCUUCGUGGCCGGGGAGUUGUUGACGGUCGUGACCAACGGAAGGGUGCCGCCGUGCCUCCACCGUGUCAGGACGCCGAGCAACCGUGAGCGCCUGGCAGUGCUGUUCGUCUGCCGAGGGAAGGACGGCGUCGUACUGAGCGCGAUGGACGAGCUCGUGGACAAAGACCACCCUCUGGUGUACCGACCGUGUAAGAACGACGAGUAUACCAAGUUCCGGCACUCGGAAGAAGGGCGCAAAUUCAGUGAUCCACUGAAGACUUUCUGUGGUGUGGAGAAGGAUGGAUCACCCAUGGAAUGAUCGAGCCCACGAAUCAAUUUCACUUCGCCUCACCACUCUAGUGAGGUAGCCUGUUAGACGGGUAAUCAGCCAAGGAAAGGGCAUUUAUCUUUGAGUGUAAAGUUGGUCAAAACCUGCAGCCACAUUUAAGACACAAAUGUAUCCCAUUUAAGAAAUUUAAUCAGUGACACAAAGCACUUAUUUUACCAA